This is a messenger RNA of Papaver somniferum (opium poppy), 1684 nucleotides long. RefSeq names its product formin-like protein 7. The record is from RefSeq and is a predicted model, not a curated record. NCBI's taxonomy places the organism in Eukaryota, Viridiplantae, Streptophyta, Magnoliopsida, Ranunculales, Papaveraceae. The transcript has 2 exons. The coding region runs from base 141 to 1523 and encodes 460 amino acids.
GUUUUAACAAAAAUUAUAACACUUUGUUUAUUUAAGUGGAUCCAAAUUUUUUAUAUAAAUAGACCUCGUAUAUAUCAUCAAAUAAAAAUCAAUCAAAAUACAUCGGCGCGACCGGUUUCAGGUGAAAUUACCUGAAAGCGAUGGCAAACAAGAUUUCUCCCGGUGCCUUGGUUGUUCUUUUCCACUUUACAAUUGUUAUCAUGUCAGCAGAGAUAACAUUGGCUGAACGGAACACAGUCCAGAUCAUGCCAUUAGCCGGAUCCGAGAUGUGUAAACAUGGGGAUAUAUACCAACAGGGCUACUGUUCGCCCACGCAUAACAGCCAUUGUUGUCAAAACUGGUGUAGCCGCAAGUGUACCGAAGUGCAUAGUUCAGUUGCUAAUGAAAAAAGCAGAAAGUUCACAGAUAAAGGCUUUCCCAAAUUGGAGUGCCAGUGUUGCUGCAAAAAUUUGUCACUUCCACGGCCGCCACUUCAGAUACUAUCUUUACCUGUACCACCACCACCACCAAAAUUAUCUCGCCUGCCACCUGUCAAACUCUCUACCACGCCAUUCAUAAUAUCCUCACCUCAAUAUUCUUCACCACAACCAUCACUAAAAUCUCCACCACCUACUGCUCCCGGGAAUGUAUGUAAAUCUGGAGAUAUCUAUUCAGAACUUCGGCUUUUUGACACCCGUGAGUGCCAUCUUUGUCUAGUUGAAUGCAAAACUGAAUGUGGAUCUAUGGGAACUACAAUAGCUAAGCAAGUAUGUGCGUUUGAGACUGGCUCACUAUUGUGCAAGUGCUGUUGCAAAAACAAUAAUCCAGCCCUUCCGCCCCCAUCCCCAUCCCCACCCCCUCCAUCACCAUUUCCUCCACCCCAACCAUCACCUUCACCACCUACAACUCCCGGGAACAUAUGCAAAGUUGGAGAUAUAUACUCAGAACUUCGUCUAUAUAAUACUCGAGAUUGUCGUCUUUGUGACCAAGAUUGUAAAUCUGAAUGUGGGUUCACCGGAACUAGUCUAACUGGGCAAGUGUGUUUGAUCGAAUCAGAUUCCCUGUUGUGUAAGUGUUGCUGUAAAAACAAUAACCCAUCCACUCCGCCCCCAUCACAAUCACCACCUCCUUUAUCACCACCCUUUCCACCCCCACCAUCACCCUCCCUCCCUCCACCAGCUAUUCCGGGAAAUAUAUGCAAAGUUGGAGACAUAUACUCAGAGCUUCGCAUUUUUAGCACUCGUGAUUGCAGUCUUUGUGAAGAACAAUGUAAAGCUCAAUGUGGGAUUAUCGGAACUAAGAUGGCAGAGAAAAUGUGCUUGGCUGAAUCAGAUUCCCUAUUGUGCAAGUGUUGCUGUAAAAACAAUUCCUCAACACCUCCACCACCUCCGUCGGGGCCAUCCCCACCCCCACCAAACCCUCAAAUUCUAAGUUGUCCAGCCGAGAUGACAAUUCUAAUAUCAACUAUACCCGGCCAGGAACCGUGCAAGUACACACUUUCCCCAUCAUCACCACCACCAUAUCACUAUCUAAGUCAAAUUUAGCAUUAUAUUGCGCAUGCUAACUAGUUAAGCAGCGUGAAUGCGCGAUAGUCUUUUUUCCUUCGUUCUUAUUUCGUUUUGUGCAUUAUGUUUAUUUUUCAUCCUACGUUGUUGUUUUUUUUACUCCGAAAGGGCAAAAUAUAUUGGAAAAGAUCAAUCUACCA